Messenger RNA from Monodelphis domestica (gray short-tailed opossum), 1639 nucleotides. RefSeq lists its product as uncharacterized. The record is from RefSeq and is a predicted model, not a curated record. NCBI's taxonomy places the organism in Eukaryota, Metazoa, Chordata, Mammalia, Didelphimorphia, Didelphidae. Gene Ontology annotation, cellular component: nucleus. Gene Ontology annotation, molecular function: DNA-binding transcription factor activity. Gene Ontology annotation, biological process: regulation of DNA-templated transcription.
UGCCCCACACGUGGAAGGUUGGGUUAUAAAGCCUCUCCCACCCCAGGGCUCAGUAUUGUACACUUCUGCAGCUUUCUGCUCAGCUUCUCCUGGUGAACGCUGGUAGAACUAAUCUCGCCUCCAAGAUGUCUCAGCAUCAGUACAAACAGCCUGUGAGCCUUCCCCCUGUCUUCAGCCAGGAGCAGUGUAAGCAGCCCUUGCCCCAGAUCCCUGACCCUGUCCCACAGGAACAAGUAAAGCAACCCACACCAGUACCUCCACCAUGCCCAGUGCCCGAGCAAGUGCUAGAUGUGCAAGAAGAGACCACCAUUCCUGUGAAGAUAGUUCCUACUCUUACUCCACAGCUGGAGCAGAAAGGAGGGCAGGAACUGGAAGAGCAGCUAGAACAACAACUGGAACAUAAGCAAGAGCAGCAACUGGACCAUAAGCAAGUGCAGCAGCUGGAAGAACAGCUAGAACACAAGCAAGAACAACAGCUGGGAGAGCAACGGGAACAUAAGCAUGAGCAGCAACUGGACCAUAAGCAAGUGCAGCAGCUGGAAGAACAGCUGGAACACAAGCAAGAGCAACAUCUGGGAGAACAGCUGGAUCAACAGCUGGAGGAGCAACUGGAACAUAAGCAAGAGCAACAGCUGGAACAUAAGCAGGAGCAGCAGCUGGAAGAACAGCUGGAACACAAGCAAGAACAACAUCUGGGAGAGAAGUUGGAUCAACAGCUGGGAGAGCAACUAGAACAUAAGCAAGAGCAACAGCUGGAACAUAAGCAGGUGCAGCAGUUGGGAGAGCAGUUGGAUCAACCACUGGGAGAGCAACUGGAGCAUAAACACGAGCAACAGCUGGAACAUAAGCAAGAACAACAUCUGGGAGAGCAGUUGGAUCAACAGCUGGGAGAGCAACUGGAACACAAGCAAGAGCAGCAGUUGGGACACAAGCAAGUACAACAGCUGGAAGAACAGCUGGAAAAGCAGGAAGAGGACCUGAAGCAGCAGUUGGAGCAGCAACUAGAAGAGAAGGAAGAGGAGAUGAAGCAACAGUUGGAGCAGCAACUAGAAGAGAAGGAAGAAGAGCUGAAGCAGCAGCUGGAGGAGAAGGAAGAGCAGCAGUAGCAACAGCUGGAACCAGAGCAGGAGCCUCAAGAUUGUAUUGAUCCUGAGCUUGUCCCUCAGGCUUAGAAAGGCCAUGUCCCUCCGGUAGAGCAGCAGCAGCAGCAGCAGCAGCAGCAGCAGCAGCAGCAAUAGGCACAUUGGCCCUUUAAACAACAGUAACUCUCCCCAGCUCCCCCGGGACCUCUUCUUGCCACAAAAUGAAGAGUUAGAGAGAGACCCCCCAGGCUUACCUCAUGCUUUCCCCAGCCUAGGUGGUCUCCCUCAUCCUGUGAAUGUUCCUGAUUCCCUUCCUCUCUCUGCCAUGUCUAGGACAGGGAGAAGGGAUCAAAAGAGGGGAGACAUUUUCUCCCUUGUCCCACUUCCCCUCAACCCCUGUCCCAACCUCAUCCUCACCUUGGGAACUGAGCCUUUGCUUGGUGGACUCUAUAACCCUUGUGGUGUCAUAAAUUUCAUUCUUAGGUUUUGUGUCUAUGUAUGACUGAUUCUAUGUGAGUGGGCAUUUGUAUUCCUAAUAAAUCUUGAAAUUCCUGAAA